AGCGCCCGCGCCUCCUCAAAAAGCUCGUCACUCCCCAAAACACCGGCCAAGCCUCAACCCCCUUCAUUCGCAUCCAACAUGACUCUCGCCGUUGACCUCCUCAACCCCUCCGCCGGUGCUGAAACCCGCAGGCACAAGCUCAAGCGUCUUGUGCAGUCGCCCAACUCAUACUUCAUGGACGUUAAGUGCCCAGGGUGCUUCGCCAUCACCACCGUCUUCUCGCACGCACAGACUGUCGUCCUCUGCGGCGCAUGCGCCAGUGUGCUCUGCCAGCCUACUGGUGGUAAGGCAAGGUUGACUGAGGGGAGCUCGUACCGCCGGAAGAACUAAGCAGACUGGUCUCUCUCCGUCCUGUAUCGUAUCUACCCUGCCUUGCAUCUCCUGCCAUCGGUUCUCUAUCGCAUUGUCUAGCUCGCACGCUCACGCACACACCCACAACAAACUCGCUGUUUUCGCCUGCCGGGCGCCCGUCCAUCCCCAUGCCUCUCCCAUCCUCCUGCUAUGUUCGAUAUGUGCCUCCCGACAUGCAUAGUGCUCGCUCUUUUUCUUUGUUCUCUCAUAAAUGUGCUAUGCUGUACCAUUUCUGAUCGGAACAUGGACGAGUCGCCCUCCC
Messenger RNA from Stereum hirsutum FP-91666 SS1, 613 nucleotides. Its product is annotated as 40S ribosomal protein S27. NCBI's taxonomy places the organism in Eukaryota, Fungi, Basidiomycota, Agaricomycetes, Russulales, Stereaceae. Gene Ontology annotation, biological process: ribosomal small subunit assembly; translation. Gene Ontology annotation, cellular component: ribosome; cytosolic small ribosomal subunit. The record is from RefSeq and is a predicted model, not a curated record. Gene Ontology annotation, molecular function: structural constituent of ribosome; RNA binding. The transcript has 4 exons. The coding region runs from base 79 to 330 and encodes 83 amino acids.